AUAUAUAUAUAUAUAUAUUUUGCAAGUAGCACUAAAUUUAUAGGAUACUAAUUUGGUCUAUGACAAAAGUAGUAUUUUCAGUUCUCUCAAAAAAGAAAUAGUAUAUUUUCAGUUACAAAUUUCUCAAAACGGUUCAAAAUUGAAAAUGCUAGAGUGGACUAAUAAUUAAAUGAAAUUAGUUUCCGUUUAUACUAUUAUAUGUUUGUCCUUAUGUAAUUCAAUUCAAAUGGAAUAUUCAAACAAAGAAUAUGGUAAUUGGCCAGUGUACAUUUUACAGUUAUCAAAUAUUAAAGAUGUACCAAAACAAGUUUCAUGUGUCAUGUCCUCUAUUCUGGUUUUUCAACACUAUAAAUAGGACCCAUAUCUACACUAGAAAAUCACCCAUUACCCAACCAAAAAAAAAAAAAGUUAUUAUAUAUUGUUCUUAUUCUAGUCAUCUUUAUAUUAUUUCUCCUAAAGAUGAAGAAUAUCAUAGCUAUGUACUCUUUUGCUGUUGUUUUUGUUAUUUUCUCACUUACAUUUUCACCACAACUAACCCAUUGCAGGCCAAAUAAGCUUGACGACCUAAUCGAAAGCACAUGCAAACAAACACCCAAUUACAAUCUAUGCAUCUCUUCUCUUCAAUCCGACCCUCGAAGCUCAAAAGCAACAAACGUUGAAGGACUAGGCCUUGUAAUGGUCGAUGUGGUCAAGAGCAAAGCACAAGCAACUCUUGACCGCAUCAACCAAUUACUUAAGCAACAGAAAAGUAGUAGUACUAGUACUGGUACUACUACUAGUACACUGAAGCAAGCAUUGGAUCAGUGUGCUCUCAAUUAUGGCGCCAUUUUGAAUGGCGACAUACCACAAGCCACCGAGGCUUUUACCAAAGGUGACUUCAAAUUUGCGCAACAAGGUAGUGAUGAUGCUGCAAAUGAGGCUAAUUUGUGUGAGAAUGAGUUCACACCAUCUGGCUCUUCUCCUAUUACUCAGAUGAACAAAGAUGUUCAUGAUGUGGCUCUUGUCACUUCCUCCAUGGCUAAGAUGUUAUUAUUUGCUUAUUAGUACUUUAUUUUUAGUUAUGCACUUUGUAUUUUCUUUUUAAUUCGUGCUUAUCUAUUUUGUGUUAUAAUGAAUAAAAUUUAUUAUUUUGGAAUAAUUAAACAAUGAACUGGCCUACCUUUUAAAGAUUGCUCUUUUAACAAA
Cannabis sativa is the source of this 1185-nucleotide messenger RNA. RefSeq names its product cell wall / vacuolar inhibitor of fructosidase 1-like. NCBI's taxonomy places the organism in Eukaryota, Viridiplantae, Streptophyta, Magnoliopsida, Rosales, Cannabaceae. The coding region runs from base 460 to 1044 and encodes 194 amino acids. Gene Ontology annotation, biological process: negative regulation of catalytic activity. Gene Ontology annotation, molecular function: enzyme inhibitor activity. The record is from RefSeq and is a predicted model, not a curated record. The transcript has a single exon.